Strongylocentrotus purpuratus (purple sea urchin) is the source of this 2085-nucleotide messenger RNA. Its product is annotated as E-selectin-like. Lineage: Eukaryota; Metazoa; Echinodermata; Echinoidea; Camarodonta; Strongylocentrotidae. Bases 1 to 2085 code for a protein of 694 amino acids. The record is from RefSeq and is a predicted model, not a curated record. The transcript has 11 exons.
AUGCUUCGUGAAUGUAGGAGAAGUGACCAGAAUGAACAGUUGCUUGGACAGUGGUCUGGGGAAGAGGCUUAUUGUGAAGUGUUCGACUCCUGUCCUCCGUCGCAGAUCAUUUACGCGGACGAGCUAGAGGAUACAGCAGUAGUGACCUGGGUGGAGCCAACAGCAUCCGACAAUUCUGGCGAGACUGUGAUUCCCGUACAAACACAGGGCUAUCCGUCUGGUUCAAGAUUCAGCCAGAACUACCAUGUCAUUAAGUACACGGUAUCUGAUAGCUCUGGAUUAUCCUCCACUUGCACCUUUACCUUUACCGUGCAAGUUUUGGAGUGCCCAGUGCUUGAUGCCCCUGACAAUGGAGAUUACGUUGGCGGUCAACCAUGUCAACGGAGUUACGGAUCAUCCUGUUACUUCAUGUGUAACGCUGGGUACUUCAUCGAUAACAACGUCUUGAGAUGCGAAGCUCAACCCGGAAGUGAAGAGGCAUUGUGGAUGGGUACUCCACCUACUUGCACAGUUGAGACGUGUGAAGUACCUCCAUUGGACAACGGAAUGCAAUACGUUAUCAACACGACAUGCACAGAGCAGAGUCAAUUGGAGCUGGGAGAGGAGUGCGAGUUCGAAUGUGGUAAUGGGUUCAACCUGCAUGGAUCUGAAAUCUUGACUUGUGGGAUAGACGGGGAGUGGCAACAGCAGGCUCCUGUUUGUGAAGUUGUGACAUGUAUCAACAGCGAUAUACCCAAACCUCUGCACGGUAUAAAGAGCGGAUGUCCAUAUGAUGAUGAGAAAUAUGGAACAGUGUGCCGAUUUACUUGUGAUAUCGGCUAUCUCCCUUCUGGGUCGGUACCUCGAACUUGCUUGGAUGAUGGCGACGGUAAUGGAGUGUGGAGUGGCGGACCGGUCUCAUGUACAGGUGAAAAUAAAGUUCUUGGAAUCGCCAGUAGCUUAGAUUCCCGACUAUUUUACUGUGGACGUUGGACAUGCAAUCCCCUCGAGGUACCUGUGAACGGGUUUAUUGAAUCCUGUCGACUAGGCGGAGAAGAGACGGAUGUUUCCACGAAGCAGGAUUAUGGAACUACGUGCAAUGUUCUGUGUAACUCUGGCUACACAGCUCAGGGUGCAACAUCGAGACGUUGUCUGGCAGACGAAGGGUGGGAUGGCAUUGCUCAAAGCUGCCUCGACCUUACUCCUCCCGUCUUAAAUUGUCCACCUGACCGAGUGAUAUUUGCUCUGGCUGGUCAAUCAAAAGCUGAACUACACUGGGAAGACUGGGAACCUGUUAAGGCAAUUGAUGGUAGUAUCCAAAUAACGGCAACUCUAGUCUCAAUAGACUCUGUCCCAGUCUCUGGUAACAACAGGCCUGCUUUUUCCGAUGAAGGAUCUCACAUUAUUUCCUAUCGUGCGACUGACAUGGCUGGCUUCAUGGCUACAUGUUCUUUUGAAGUAGAGGUCAAAGUUACUCGCUGUGCCCCACUUUACCCACCCUCAAAUGGCGACGUCACACUCUACCUGGGUCAAGGGUCAUGCGAGGGUGGCGCAGUCUAUGGAUCUGGCUGUCUGAUCAAGUGUGACAAGGGGUAUAUAAUAUCAGACGGCAAUUUAACAACUGAGCGAUAUUGCUUAAGAAUGUCUGACACAACCACAGUUGGGUACUGGAACGGAACGCAGCCAGAAUGCGAUGCUGUGACAUGCGCAGUACCCGAUAUCAUGAACGGUCACGUGACAGGCUGUCCGCCCAUAGAAGCACAGUAUCAAGACCAGUGCGAAUUUGAAUGUGAUGACGGCUAUCGAUCAAGUACCACUGAUAAGGUCAUAUUAAGGUCAUGUCAAGCCAAUGCAACCUGGGGCAACAUCGAACUACUUUGUGACAUCAUCGUGAGUUGUCCCGCCAAUAUCAGCCUUAAGUACGGAAGUGUUACCCCUGACAUCUGCACCAAGCCUGACCCCGUGCCCUUUGACACUGAAUGUAACUUCCAAUGUGAGAGUGGAUUCCGUAUGUAUGGUCCCUAUUCCCAGAUAUGCACUUCAGAUGGAUCUUGGAACAAUCAAAGAAGUGUCAGAUGCGAGGGUAAAUAUUGGGUUUAUGAAUAG